AUGGAGGUCUCCUGCAGGACGAGGCAGUCUCGAUCCAAAAGCCUCAUCAAAAAGAAAUCGAAUCUGCUCGAUCUCCGAGUUCCUGGGGAGAAACUCCGCUGGGGUAGAGAGUCUACCAAGAGGCCCUGGCUCCCUAGAAAGCUGCUGAGGCUGCAUGCUCUCUACGCAAUCCACUCGGAGCCCUUUAUUACUCCGUACUUGCUGCUACUGCUGUUGACGCUGCUGCCCCUGUCAGUGCCUGCCUUGCUGGAGGCGUGUCUGGAGGAAGGCCACCUCCAGCAGAGAGCGGGCCAACAGCUGGAGGACGUAAAUCCGCAUCAGCCCAUCCUCUUUGAUACGAUGGCGCCCGUCAUGGCGGACUUUGUGUUUCCCUUGCCUCUCCUGGCUUUCCGCCUUUGCGGCGCCAUCGCCGUCACUCUCCACCUCCGUCACUUCAUAGAUCAUCGGAUCUUCCUCGUUGUCAUCCUCGGCCUCUUCUAUGCCCCUGUGCUGCCUUCGGCCUGCAAGGUAGGGCUUCUUGGCUUUCCGUCGCGAAUAACCGCUCACUCCCCCGCCAGACGUCUGCUCCUCUGCCCGAGCAAUUUUGUUGACAGCGUAGCCCAAAUACAUAAGCGAAGGCGUGGCCACCAGAAUGAUUUGGAAGACCCAGAAGCGGACGUGGGAGAGCGGCGCAAAGGCGUCGUAGCAGACGUUCUCACAGCCGGGCUGGCCAGAGUUACACACAAACUUACUCUGCUCAUCGUACUACUGUCUGUUGGCAUGGAACGACCCGCGUGCUUGGCUGAGGAGGAGCGCCUGAGUGAUGAAGACAAACUGGCUGAACUCCGUCUUAGAGACCGGCAGGGAGGGGUUUGUGUGCGCCUGGUCGUGCGUGCUGUCCACAAUGUCCUCACCGCUGACCCACGGGACAACCUUUGCCUUCAACUUAUCACCCUGGGAUUUCUGCAUCUCCAGCAGCAGCUCGUGCAUUGGGAAGUCCUUCCUGGGGUAGGCGGUGUCGUCGGGGCGCAGGGCCUGAGUGGGGCACACGUCAUUGGCCCCGUCUCCGAUAUAAAACACCCUGGAGAAUGGGGAACCGCCACGCUCCUUCUCUCGGACCGCAAGAUACUCCCGGAGGAUUGCCUGCUUACACAUGACAAGUCGACCGGCGGCAUCAAACUCGCCUGGGUUAGUGAAAACCUUCCUGAACAGGUGACGCACCCCAGCGUGCUUCAGCCACGUUUCAAUAAAAUAGGUGUUGGCAUCAGAGACCACCACAAGCUCAAAGUCCUGCUGGUGGUUCUGCAGGAACUGGAAGAGGUUGAGAAGGCCAGCAGUGGCGGGGAUCUUCUCUACCGCUGA
Molecule: messenger RNA, 1341 nt
Organism: Menidia menidia (Atlantic silverside)
Lineage: Eukaryota; Metazoa; Chordata; Actinopteri; Atheriniformes; Atherinopsidae
Source: the annotation of a GenBank genome assembly